This is a messenger RNA of Oikopleura dioica, 2373 nucleotides long. NCBI's taxonomy places the organism in Eukaryota, Metazoa, Chordata, Appendicularia, Copelata, Oikopleuridae. The record is from the annotation of a GenBank genome assembly.
AUGCUGGCUGAUUCUUACUGGGGCAAGUACAAAACCAUCUUCUACCUUUCGAUUGUUUACUGUGCUGGAAUGGCGCUGAUGGCCGUUUCGGCGGUGGAAUUUGACGAUUCGGGAGUUGGACAAGCCGUGAAUAUGGGACUCGCAUUGGCGGCUCUUUUCAUCAUUGCCUGCGGAACGGGAGGAAUCAAGCCUUGUGUGUCGACUCUUGGAGGUGAUCAGUUCGAUGAUUCCACUGAGCGGGGCCGAAAACACAUCGCCUCCUUUUUCACCGUCUUCUACUUCGCCAUCAACGCUGGAAGUCUUUGCUCCACCUUCAUAACUCCCAUUCUUCGCGACUUGAGCUACGUCCUUGCUUUUGCCGUUCCAUCGAUUUUGAUGGCGGUUGCUCUCGUUCUUUUCCUCGUUGGAACUCCGUACUACAUUCGAAAACCUCCAACGGGGCAAAAUGUCUUUUCCCUAUUUCUCGGCGCUACUUGGAACGCGCUCCGAAAUCGCUGCAAAACUGACAAAAAAGAGCGAGAUCCAGAUGCAGAUUUGAUGUCCUACGCCGACAAGAGCAAGUAUCCAAGUUGGAUGAUCCGAGAUGCAAAGUGGGUGUGGCCGAUUGUCGUCAUGUACCUUCCCAUUAUCAUGUUCUGGGCGCUGUUUGACAUGCAAGGCAGCCGCUGGACACUGACAGCUACUCAGAUGGACGGGUACUGGGGGAAGAGCUUCAAAAUGCGGCCAGAUCAAGUUCAACUUUUCAACUCGGUUUUCAUCCUACUUCUUUUGCCCUGCUUUGAGUUGUUUAUCUACCCUUGCUUGAAUAUUUUUGUCAAGAUGACGCCACUGAGGAGAAUGUGUGCAGGUCAAGUCAUCGCCGCCCUCGCCUUCGUCAUUUCCGGUUUCGUCCAGCUGGCUAUCCAAUCUGACCUAACCCUCGUCCCCGAUUUCGGCUCAGACAAUGCUCUUGUCGUCACAAAUGCUCUUUGGGAAGAAGAAAUGACAGUUUCAAGCGAGUACUGGAAGAACACUAAGUAUAAAGAAGAACAAGAGGAUAAUCACGAAGAGUUCUGCAAAGAGGAUGACGUUUGUGAAUUCACGCUCCCAAUUGAUCUUGAAGAUUUGGACAAAAUUUUUGGAUCGGAGAAAAUUGCCAGAACUCCAACUCAUGCUUGGCUUCAUGAAACGGUGCCUGAAAAUCUCAGUUUGAUGAUUAACGAUGACGAAUAUACAAUAAAUCUGAAGAACACAACAGGAACAACUUCCGGUGGAGGUGGAGGAGGAGGAUCAUCCUGUGACGCUCCGAAUCAGUCGACUUCUCUCAGUUGUUCAAAAUGCCAAAAUAACGGAGUAGAAGUCCACGAAAAUCAAAUUACCAACCUCGUUGUCUACAGAAAUGAAGACACGAAGGAAAUCGAUUAUUUCCAGUACCCAUCUUCUUACGAAAAAUCUCAAAAUCUCCAAGUCAAAGUCAUCAGUGUCAACCCGACGAAAUACUUCAUGAGAACUCGAUUGUAUAAGGAAAACAUGUUAGAAGACGAAUUCGAAUAUUUUUAUGAAAGGACAGAUAAGUCAAACGAUACGCAUACUGGACCAUACUGUGCUAAUACAGGAAAUGCUGCGGAGUUUGAACAAGAUAAUGAAGGCGGAGCAUAUGGAUUUGACGUGUUUCUUUACGAUUCUGCCGACGUCAUUGUUGACGAUCUAAUAGCGAUUGACGACAAUACUUAUGAGUCACAAUUAAGCGAUAAAUUCAAGGAAGACCAGCUCGAGCCAAUUAUGAGAUGCAGAUCGGAGGAAACUUUUUUGCAGGACGAAGACGGUCUUUCCGGAGGCUCGAUUUGGACCGUCAUGGUCGUCGCAAAUGGAAACGAAUGCAAGGUCUCGGUCUAUCGAGAUUCGAAUCCAAACACUGUCAAUAUCGCUCUACUUCUUCCGCAGUACUUUGUCAUCACGAUUUCUGAAGUCCUUGUUUCCGUCACAGGCUUGGAAUUCGCCUACAAUCAGGCGCCUAAGACGAUGAAAGCAGUCAUCCAGUCUUUUUGGCUGCUGACCACUUGCUUUGGAAAUAUCAUUGAUAUUUUCUUGGUUGCUGCGCAAAUGGGAGACAAUCAGGCUCAAGAAUAUUUUUACCUCGCGAUUAUCAUGUUGGGAACGACUUCAAUUUUCAUCCUUCUUUCCAUCUUUUACUACGAAUACGUCGAUCCUGCAAUCUUCGACGAAGCUGUUGACGACGAAUCAGACGACGAAAAAGCAAGCAUAAACAAGUCAAAUCGCUCUUCAAUUUCAAAGAGCUCGAGAAAAUCGAGAAAGUCGAAAAAAUCAAUCCGAAUGUCGGAAAUAUCGAUGGAAGAAAAGAAGGAAGACGAUGAGUUUGAAUGCGAGUUUUAG